Hordeum vulgare subsp. vulgare (domesticated barley) is the source of this 1353-nucleotide messenger RNA. Its product is annotated as zinc transporter 2-like. Gene Ontology annotation, cellular component: membrane. The coding region runs from base 72 to 1151 and encodes 359 amino acids. Gene Ontology annotation, molecular function: zinc ion transmembrane transporter activity. The transcript has 4 exons. Gene Ontology annotation, biological process: zinc ion transmembrane transport. Lineage: Eukaryota; Viridiplantae; Streptophyta; Magnoliopsida; Poales; Poaceae. The record is from RefSeq and is a predicted model, not a curated record.
UGCCGCCCCGCCCACCCCAACGGCUCCCAGUCCCAGCGCGCCACACCAGAGCACCAGAGCGCGGCACCGGCAUGGGCAUGGCGUCGCCCACCACCUCCCGCCACCUCCUGCUCCUCCUCCUGUGGAUCUGCGCGGCCGCGAGCACGGCCUGGGCGCACGGAGGCGGCGGGGACGCCGACGCCGACGCCGACGCGGGCGCGGGAGACGGGGACGCGAAGCCGGACCUGCGGGCGCGGGGGCUGGUGGCGACGAAGCUGUGGUGCCUGGCGCUGGUGUUCGCGGGCACGCUGGCGGGGGGCGUGUCGCCCUACUUCAUGCGGUGGAACGAGGCGUUCCUGGCGCUGGGCACGCAGUUCGCCGGCGGGGUCUUCCUCGGCACCGCCAUGAUGCACUUCCUCAGCGACGCCAACGAGACCUUCGCCGACCUCGUCCCCUCCAGCGCCUACCCCUUCGCCUUCAUGCUCGCCUGCGCCGGCUACGUGCUCACCAUGCUCGCCGAGUGCGCCAUCUCCUCCGUCGUCGCCCGCGGCCGCACCGCGCCCGCCGCCGCCCCGGCAAGCGCAGGGGCGUUGGAGGAGGGCAAGCUGAGCAGCACAAAUGGCAACGGCUCGGAACAACAAGCAGCUGAGCAGGAGCAGGACGCGCACUCGACGGCGUCGAUGCUGCGCAACGCGAGCACCCUCGGCGACAGCAUACUGCUCAUCGCCGCGCUCUGCUUCCACUCCGUCUUCGAGGGCAUCGCCAUCGGAGUUGCCGAGACGAAGGCGGACGCGUGGAAGGCGCUGUGGACGAUCAGCCUGCACAAGGUGUUCGCGGCGGUGGCCAUGGGCAUCGCGCUGCUGCGGAUGCUGCCCAACCGGCCGCUGCUCUCCUGCUUCGCAUACGCCUUCGCGUUCGCCGUCUCCAGCCCCAUCGGCGUCGGCAUCGGCAUCGUCAUCGACGCCACCGCGCAGGGCGCCGUGGCCGACUGGAUCUUCGCCGUCUCCAUGGGCCUCGCCACCGGCAUCUUCGUCUACGUCUCCGUCAACCACCUCCUCGCCAAGGGGUACAAGCCCCAGAGCCCCGUCGCCGCCGACACGCCCCUCGGCCGCUGGCUCGCCGUCGUGCUCGGGGUCGGCGUCAUCGCCGUCGUCAUGAUAUGGGACACCUGAUCGUGUGGGUUGGAUGCACGAGGGGCUUGGCUUGUUUAAUUAGUUUUGGACAUUGGUUCAUACAGUACUUCAUAGUGGAAGGAUGCUAGUAGCUUUGAUGUAGGCUGUUGCCUCAUAGUACAUGUGAUGUGAUAAGAGAGCUGUUUACAUAAUACUCCAGGUGAAAACACGCAACAAAAUGGGUGAAAUCCUCGUUUAUUUA